GUGCUAAGUGGCUAGAAUUCAUAUGGGCUUACACAAAGAUUUUAAUGCAGCCUGCAAUAUGGCGUUUUCCUCCAACUCAGAAGAGGAUAAGAAACUACCUCCGUUAGAAAAGCUACCCGAUGUAGUGGAAGAACCAAAACCGGUUUAUAAGGAGGAAAAUGCUAAUCAUAGUUGGUCAGGGCUGAUAAGGAAGCUUGAUAUUGAGUUUAACCAGGAUUGCGUGAGUUGCAAGUUCAUUGGUGCAUCAGUUUGUUAUGUUUGCGGAUACAUCGUGUUGAACACUGUAAAGACUAUCCCAGCCUCAAACAUGCCUGCAAAGGUCAUGACUGGAUUAUUUGGUGUGGGACUGUUUGGGAUUGGAACAGUAAGAAUUUUUAAAAGUCCUGCUGAACUGGCAAUUGACAGACCCUCAAGCAAGACCUCAAACAAAGACAGUUGGUGGUGACAGUGCUGAUAGAAAAAUAUCUUUGAGAGAACAAACAAUAGUUACU
This is a messenger RNA of Stylophora pistillata, 491 nucleotides long. RefSeq lists its product as uncharacterized. The record is from RefSeq and is a predicted model, not a curated record. Lineage: Eukaryota; Metazoa; Cnidaria; Anthozoa; Scleractinia; Pocilloporidae.